AUGAUUCUCAACCCUUCAAGACACAUUGGAGAAACUCUGAAGCAUAUUCCAACAGUAUUGAAAAAUAUUGCCCUUUCCAAAGUAAUCGUUGAGCAUGCCGGCGGCCCGCGACGAGAUGGCAGUUACGGUUCUGGACGCAGUGGAUAUGGUUAUAGAAGAAGUGGCCGAGAUAAAUAUGGCCCUCCUACCCGCACAGAAUACGGACUUAUUGGGGAGAAUUUGUCAAGUCGGUGCAGCUGGCAAGACCUAAAGGAUUAUAGGCGUCAGGCGGGAGAAGUGACCUAUGCAGAUGCUCACAAGGGACGCAAAAUUGAAGGGGUGAUUGAAUGUGUGUCUUACUCUGAUAUGAAAAGGGCUUUGGAAAAGUUAGAUGGAACUGAAGUCAAUGGCAGAAAAAUCAGAUUCGUUGAAGACAAGCCGGGUUCUAGACGACGCCGGUCCUACUCCAGGAGCCGGAGUCCCUCAAGGUCUCGCUCUCGAAGCAGACAUUCUCCUAAGAGCAGAUGCCGAAGCGGCAGCAGCAAAAGCAGUCAUUCCAAGAGUAGAUCCCUCUCCGGGUCAGGUUCCCGUUCCCGGAGCAAGAGCCGCAGCCGCAGCGCCGACAAGCGCCGCAGCAAGAGCAAAGACCAGGCCGAGGAGAAGGUCCAGAACAGCGACAGCACCGGCAAGUCCAAGAGCCGCAGCCCCAGCAGGCAGAAAAGCAAGAGCAAAAGUAGACGCCGCAGCCAGGAGAGGGGCGCGCAGGAGAAGCGGGGCAGCGUGAGCCGAAGCAGAAGCAAGGAGAAGAGCCUGCGCAAGAGCCGCAGCCGGAGCCGCAGCAAGAGCGAGAGGAGCAGAAAACGAGGCGGCAAGCGAGACAGCAUUGGCAAGAAAAAGAAGAAGGAAGACAACGACCGCUCCCAGCCCAGAUCGCGAUCCCGCUCAGGCUCGAAGAAGCGGGAACACGCCAAGUCCGAGUCUGGCCAGAGGGAAGGCCGAGCGGAGAGUAAGGAUGCUGGAGCCAAUCAGGAGACCCGGUCCAGGUCGAGGUCCAAUUCCAAAUCAAAACCAAACCUUCCCUCAGAAUCACGCUCCAGAUCAAAGUCUGCGUCAAAAACCCGAUCCCGGUCCAAGUCUAGAUCCAGGUCUGCGUCCAGAUCGCCCUCCCGGUUUAGAUCUAGGUCCCACUCAAGGUCCUAACUGGCUACGACCACAGCUGGAA
This is a messenger RNA of Balaenoptera ricei (Rice's whale), 1201 nucleotides long. Its product is annotated as serine/arginine-rich splicing factor 4-like. Gene Ontology annotation, molecular function: mRNA binding. The record is from RefSeq and is a predicted model, not a curated record. Gene Ontology annotation, biological process: mRNA splice site recognition; alternative mRNA splicing, via spliceosome. Gene Ontology annotation, cellular component: ribonucleoprotein complex; nucleus; cytoplasm. NCBI's taxonomy places the organism in Eukaryota, Metazoa, Chordata, Mammalia, Artiodactyla, Balaenopteridae.